ACGUAUAAUCUAGUGGACGGGACGCUCCUUCAACAACAACAGCUAGUCAGACACCGCGGUAGCUUUCUAGCAAACAUAGCUACAACAUUCACGCUCUUUACACUGUUUUGGUGUAUAUUAGUCGCUGUGUAUUAAACACACUUCUGUUGUAUGUACUUGUUGGACCAUUUAAUUAUAUAUUUACGUUGUUUGUCAGCUAGCUGGUUUGCUAAGUUAGCUUAGAACUAGGCUGGUCAGCCACCUUUCUAGACAAAAUAGUCGUUGUAUAGUUGCACCUGUGUUUUAAAAAUACGUAUGUCUUAUAGCUAGCUAGCUAGUUUCCCCAUUUAAUUUCAUAUAUACGUUGUUAGGUAGCUGGCUUGAUAAAUUAGCCUAUCACUAGGCUAACGAACGCUAGCUAGUUAGCUAUUAUCCCCGACCAUGAGUUCACUAAGCUACUCUCCUCCUGCUACAGAAGAGGACGUCUGCUGGACGGAGAAAGAAGUUCUCGUGAAAGAGGAGGCUGUUACAAUACAAAAACAAGUAGAGGGUGAGGCUGUUACCGUGAAAGAAGAGGAAGACGCGUUCAGAGUGAAAGAGGAGGAGGAUGUUACAGUGAAAGAAGAGGAGGAAGAUGCAGUUUUUGGAGUGAAGGAGGGAGAGAUAACUGUCACAUUGAAAGAGGAGAAGAAGGAAGAACAAGAACAGAAGGAGGAGACAGGCGAUCUGAUUAAGACCAGUUAUAUCAGCUGUGUCGGUGAACCCCUACAGCAUCUGAACUGGCUACAUAGAGGGCACAGCAUGAUCAGAGAUAUGUUUUGAUGUGAGAGGAUGCCAACCGCUAGUCCCAUCAUCGCCACCUCACCUGCUUUUAAGAUAACCUUUGGGCCAUCUAGAGACACUAUUAUGUAAUUGUGAUGAACUGAGAGAAUAUUUAGGUAGCACUGUGAUUCAUUAAUCAUGUGCUGCCUUCCCUGCUCCUAUGUGCUUACCUCUUUCCCUUUCUGUCUUUUACACCUCUCUCUCCACCUCUUUCUUCCUCUGUUUUUAUAAUGCACAACAGAUGUGCAUUGAAGUACAGAUUGAACUUGUAUUUAUAACACUUGGAUAAUGAGCUUUUCAAUCAAGCGUUUCACAUUCUCUACUGGUUGAAAUGAAGUGUAAUGUGAUGAAAUACUCUACCUAUCCUGUGUUUAUCAGAUCAAUGCAGAUGAAGGGCAUUAGAUGUUGAGAUGAACCGGUGUUAGAGUAUUUACAUGAUGCAUAGGAAGUGUAGUGUACUGUUUUUUAACAUUACAGUAUAUUUCUGUAUAUAUGAAUUAACAAGUUAAAUCCUGUUUCUAGUUUAUUAGUUACAAUGUGUAACCAUUGAUGUCCCAGGACCAAGAUUGGUAAACACUGUUGAAGUGUAUAAUUGUAAUACAAACAUGCAGACACAGCGUCAUUCAAAGACUGGAAUUUGAUACUCCUGGUAUUGGAUAUGACUGAAUAAUACUCUCAAAGACAUUCAUACCUAAACUGCACCUUUAUUUGCCAAGGUAGAGUACAUGAUCAGUGAAUAUAUUAAAUGUACAGGCUACAAUGUGGGGAUCUCAUGCAUGGUAAUAACUACAUGUAUACAAUAACGACUUGCAUUCUUGGCACAACAUGAUAUUAUAUUCUACUCAAUC
Salvelinus fontinalis (brook trout) is the source of this 1649-nucleotide messenger RNA. RefSeq names its product chemotaxis regulatory protein ChePep-like. The transcript has 3 exons. The coding region runs from base 421 to 801 and encodes 126 amino acids. NCBI's taxonomy places the organism in Eukaryota, Metazoa, Chordata, Actinopteri, Salmoniformes, Salmonidae. The record is from RefSeq and is a predicted model, not a curated record.